GUGGAACUAUUUCCUGAAAUGACGGAAAAUCCAUCGGAUUACGCUAUUUACUUUCAUCUUAGGAAAGUAAUAUUUUUUGUUUUCUCGUCUUCCGCGCCAUGCAUUAAAGAAUUACGGUUAGCAGUUAAGAAAUUUCUUUGUUCGUGCCAUGAAAUCGGACUGAAUACUCCUAAAGUCCAUUUCAUCAGUCAUUAUCCUGAAUUGACUGAAUUCUAUGGCACGCUAUCGCGUUUUAGCACUGAUAAGUAUGAACGUGUUCAUUCUUAUCUGAAAAACUUGCUAAGCCUCUCCAAGAAUUUUUUGAAUGUGCCUUAUUCGCUUUCUAAGCGAAAUCAGAUGGCACAACCGUUUUUGCACGUAGUUGAUAAAAUUUAUGAUGAGGGAAUUUUGUCCUCAUCGGACUUCCCACUUCGGAUGUCCACAAGGUAAAAUUAAGCUAAAAAACCGAUGUUUUUUU
Dermatophagoides pteronyssinus (European house dust mite) is the source of this 457-nucleotide messenger RNA. RefSeq lists its product as uncharacterized. The record is from RefSeq and is a predicted model, not a curated record. Lineage: Eukaryota; Metazoa; Arthropoda; Arachnida; Sarcoptiformes; Pyroglyphidae.